Baudoinia panamericana UAMH 10762 is the source of this 2286-nucleotide messenger RNA. RefSeq lists its product as uncharacterized. The record is from RefSeq and is a predicted model, not a curated record. The transcript has a single exon. NCBI's taxonomy places the organism in Eukaryota, Fungi, Ascomycota, Dothideomycetes, Mycosphaerellales, Teratosphaeriaceae. The coding region runs from base 101 to 2065 and encodes 654 amino acids.
CAACUACAGUGAAUCGGUAGCCCUCUAUUUCAGGCCCGUCGUGCAAUGAUAACUCCCACGGCUUGGGCAAUGCAACCGUAAGGGGAACGCAUUGGCCGUCAUGGACUACAUGCCUCUCCCAAAGAGCGGCCGCCUUUGGAAGUCCAAGGCCGACUUCUUUCGCCCUUUUAGAGCAGCCGCAUCUGGAUCUGGCCAGAAUAUCACUCCGUUGUAUGACCCGUUACAACGCCGCGUCGCCGACGACGAGCCGAAGCUGAAGGAAUUGAACGCCUCACUGGCCGUAUUGGUUGAAGUGUUUCCGGACGUCGAACCUGAAGUCUUUCGAGAGAUGCUCUUGAAUGUUAGUGAAGAGAGCAGGCUGGAGCUGGUUGUCGAAGCGAUGCGUAAGAAGAAAGCGGAGCAUGUGCGUGGUCUGCACCGAAGGAAGACGAAACCCACGACCACGCCGAAAGCCGUGAACCCUGGCCAGCCUCUCUCUGCUUCAUCCCUGGAGCUACUUAUUGAGGACACCUUCCGAAGUGAGACCUACAUAAAAGCCGUCAGGCAAGUUCUCUACGAAGAGUUUCCGCGCCUCAGCCACUCGUCCAUCAAAGCGGUCAUGGCCGAGCAGAACCACUCUUACACCCUCUCACGCUCAACUCUCCAACACUUGUCUAGCCGAGCAUGGCGUUUGUCCUUCCCUCAGCUCUGGCGAUCUCGCUCUACCUCACGACCUGUGGCUGAGCAUCCAUUCGUAUUUAUGCAUCCCAAUGGACAGCUCGCCGUAAAGCGGACAGGAAGUGAGCAGCUUGACCGGGAGUUAUACGACCUUCUCAUAGCGCCUGCGAUCGCCAAGCAGCGCCGCGAGCAACUUGAACAGGACACAAUAGUCGCCACAAAGCUAAACCAAGAGGAGGCCGAAAAGGCGCAAGCACUGUUCGACUGCGAGUGCUGCUUCGAUUCCGUUCCAUUUGAAGAGCUCGCCGUUUGCACUGACGGUUGCCAUCAGUUGUGCUUUGAGUGCGUCCGGCGCACGGUCAACGAAGCACUCUACGGCCAAGGCUGGGCUCGCACUGUCGAUCUGGAGAGGAGUAGCGUGCGUUGUUUCGCGCCUACAGCACGUGAGGAGUGUCACGGUCCGGUGCCUGCAGAUAUCGUGCGUCGCGCGUUGAUCAGCAGUAGGGGAGACGAAGAUACGUGGAAUAAAUUCCAAGCCCGCGCAGCAAACGAUAUCCUUGUCAAAAGCCGGCUACCACUCCAACGCUGCCCAUCUUGCAACUACGCCGAGAUCGACGAGAUACCUCCUUUCAAAUGCCGCAGAGCGUUAGAGAUCUGGCAGCACAUCGCCACCCGCUCCCCGGCCGCUUUACAAAUCAUGCUCCUCUCCCUGACCGCAGGACUUGUCCUCUUCACCAUCCCCAUCAUCGCCUUUCUCGCUAGUAUCUGGCUUACAUCCAUCAUCUACUCACCCAUCACCAACAUCCUCAGAGCCUCUCACACCCGCAUCCACCAGUCCCGCCGCGGGCUCAAAUUCAUCUGCCUCUCUCCCACCUGCCUCACGAUAACCUGCACGCGCUGUCUCCACCCCUGGACUGACCCACACACCUGCUUCUCCUCCUCCGCUUCCACCACCCUUACAACCCUCCGUACGACCCUUGAAGCCUCCGCCACAGCUGCAAUCAAACGCACCUGCCCACGCUGCCAACUCAGCUUCAUCAAAUCCUCCGGCUGCAACAAACUCGUGUGCAACUGCGGCUACACCAUGUGCUAUGUCUGUCGGUCCGAAAUCCCCAGUCGCGAAGGAUACGGGCACUUUUGUCAGCAUUUUCGGCCGAAUGGCGGCAGGUGUGGGGAGUGUGAGAAAUGUGAAUUGUAUGGGGAUGAGGAUGAGGCGGGGGUGAUCCGGCGAGCGGUGGAACAGGCGGAGGAGGAAUGGAGGGUGCGGAAGGGCGAGGGGGUGGAGGGAACCGGUGGCAAUGACAGGGCUAGAAAGGCGAUGGUUGAGGCGUUAGUUGGUAAAGGGAGGGAGCGGAAAGUGUGGUGGGAGAGUUGGCUCGAUGGGGCCGUUGAUGCUGUCGCUGGUUGAACGUUGUGUGCGUGUGUCCGAAACUUGCUGAAUUCUUUGGUAACAAGGGUGGUCGAGACGGAGACUGCUACAUCCUACCUUCCCCAGACCUACAUGUGUCAAACCUCUUAGCGCACGGACAGACAACAUGAAGUUCACGACUCAAAGAACUGGUGAGAAACGUGCAGUCAACCCGUGUUGCAAUGUCGAGCCGGAAUCUGGCGCGUUGAGCUUCUCACAAC